AUCGCAUGAAAAACUUUCAAGAAAGUCAUAGAAGCAAUAUCAGAUCCCAUCAGCAAAAUAGUCAAGAAUAUCAAUACCAAUCAACAUGUUUGUCCUUUCACACCUCAAGGAUACUAUCAGAGUCUUGGCCCGAGACUUUGGACGUGAUCGAGCAAAGGUGCUUGAGCAAGAAAUUAACCGAAAAUAUGCGAACAAGGUCUUACCAGACGUAGGAUUAUGCUUGUGCUUAUUCAAUAUUGUUUCUGCUUCUGAAGGCAAAGUACUCUAUGGCGAUGGAUGUCUUUAUCAUCUAGUCGAAUUCACACUCGCUGUCUUUCGUCCGUUUAUAGGCGAAAGUUUGGUGGGUAUUGUCAAAUCGAGUUCACCGGCCGGCAUUAGAGUCUCAUUGCACUUUUUCGAUGACAUUCAUAUCCCUUGUCGAUCUCUGCCCUUCCCAUCAGCUUAUGAGCCAACUUUGAAUGAAUUUUUCUGGGCAUCCGAUUAUUCAGAUCUUGAGGGUCAGCCUGAGAUGCCUAGUGAUCUUCUUGCUACGCCCCUCGAAGGAAGAUUAUAUAUUCAAGUCGGUCAGACUAUCCGGUUUCGAAUCGAGCAGGAGCAUUUCUUCGAUAUUGGACCAAAGGAAGCUCCUAAGGCUCCUGACCCGGUCCCCGAGGGUGUUGAAUUGAGUGCCUUAGAGCAGCAGAUUAUUCAAGCCCGACAGGAAGGCAUCCCUGCCUAUAGUCUGAGUGCCACAUGUAGUGGUCAAGGAUUGGGUAUAGUGGCAUGGUGGGGCGAGGCAGAAGAUGAUCAAGAUGCUAUGGUCGAAUGACCCCUUUUAAUUUGCUAAUGUCUUCUAAAUUCGGGCAAUCGUAACCUCAAAAAUGGCCACCUGGCGAUCGUACUCGACAUACGUUACUACAGUCCCUGAACGAUAGGUCUCAUAAGUGAUUUUUCAUCGACUGCAUCGGGGGAGCAUUGUGCAAGCUUUAAGGCAAGCUUUUAUCAACAGGCUCGAAUACAUGAUCAAAUAUCAGCUUUUAUGAACAGACUUGAGUUCAUUACAUGAUCGAAUAUCGCAACUUGAAUGGACUUAUUUGUCAAAUUCAAAAAAUCAUCGUCCGAGUUGUUGGGCUAGAGUCUAGAGACUUUGGUUGUACUCACAUCAUGAAUCACUUGUGAUAGUGACGGU
Molecule: messenger RNA, 1168 nt
Organism: Melampsora larici-populina 98AG31
Lineage: Eukaryota; Fungi; Basidiomycota; Pucciniomycetes; Pucciniales; Melampsoraceae
Exons: 7
Coding region: 86-808 (240 amino acids)
Biological process (GO): DNA-templated transcription; transcription initiation at RNA polymerase III promoter
Cellular component (GO): RNA polymerase III complex
Source: RefSeq, a predicted model, not a curated record